ACUCCGCUUCAAUUUUCAAAGCACCCCGUGCGGCAAUCAUGGGUAGAAAGCCUUGCUGCGACAAAGCCCACACCAACAGAGGUUCCUGGAGCAAAGAGGAAGACGACCGCCUCAUCCACUACAUCCGUCUUAAUGGCCACGGAUCCUGGCGAUCUCUUCCCAAAGCCGCUGGAUUACUCCGAUGCGGCAAGAGUUGUCGGCUUCGGUGGAUAAACUACCUUCGGCCUGAUAUCAAGCGCGGAAACUUCGCCAUAGAUGAAGACGAACUCAUCAUCAAACUUCACAAAUUACUAGGAAACAGGUGGUCGCUGAUAGCGGGGCGAUUGCCCGGAAGAACAGACAACGAGAUCAAAAACCACUGGAACACUCACAUCAGGCGGAAGCUCAUCAGGGGCGGAAUCAAUCCAAAGACUCAUCAGCCAACCAAACCAAUCACCACCGAAGAAACAAAUUGCAGCAGCGCUUUGACCACCACCAGAACCGACAACACUGAGAAGCCACAACAGCCUCCACCGAAGCAGCAACCAAAUCAAUUCCCCGGGGAAGAGGAAGAGCACAUCAACCUCGAGCUCACCCUCGCGCUUUUUCCGACUCCAUCGGAGUCUACUGCGGAAUCGAAGCUGCGGCGGACUACUACGCCAGAUGGCCCCGAUGAAGGUACACGUGUUUGCGUGGGUAGCUGCCAACUGAGAAGUGAAGAUUCUAAUAAUGGCCAAAAAUGCUACACUCAAUUCGUUAAUUUGACUUUGUAAACCAAACUCUGAUGCUGAGGUGAUAAGACAGGUAGGAAGGAUUUAGAGUGUUUGGUAGGUGGGAAAUUUUGCAUGCAUUUUGAAUCCCGUAUUUUAAUAAAUUUGACUCCUGACUUGGGGACUUUUGGGGAUAAUGUUGUAAAGUAAUGCUU
Vitis riparia (riverbank grape) is the source of this 904-nucleotide messenger RNA. RefSeq names its product myb-related protein 308-like. Bases 39 to 752 code for a protein of 237 amino acids. NCBI's taxonomy places the organism in Eukaryota, Viridiplantae, Streptophyta, Magnoliopsida, Vitales, Vitaceae. The record is from RefSeq and is a predicted model, not a curated record. The transcript has 3 exons.